Messenger RNA from Ostreobium quekettii, 744 nucleotides. The record is from the annotation of a GenBank genome assembly. Lineage: Eukaryota; Viridiplantae; Chlorophyta; Ulvophyceae; Bryopsidales; Ostreobiaceae.
AUGUUUCAGCAUUGGGAGCCGGACAUUGUCCGCAUUAGGAUCCUUUCUGGCGUUGCAAGCCGGCCAUUUUGGAAUCUAACUCGGACACAAAUCGUCAAUUCGAACAAAGCCAACAAAUUGAGGUGUCUGGAGAUCGACGGCCACCGAUCCAGCCCAGGACCGCUCACGACGGCCACACUUGCGUCACUCCUGCACCACUCUCGCGGCCCCCCGCCACGCAAAGCCCCUGGACAGCUGCUCUGCCCCUCCACAGCCGCAUUCAUCCCCAUCGAGAUGGCUUCGACAGUCCCCCGCGGCCCCGUGUGGGCUGCGGCCCACGCGGCCGAGUCGCCACUCCCGCGCCUGCAACCACCAUCCCCCCCCCGCCCAGGCUUCUGGCCAAGCCGACCGACGCGCCACCUGGUCCGCGCAUCAAGUCGAACGGCCGAAGCGCCCGCCCGGCCCGUGCCCGGCUACGAGCUGGUGCGGCUCGAUCGGCCGCUGGCUGCCAGCGGCCCGCUCAGCGCCGACCAGAUCGAAUCCUUCUACCAGGAUGGCUACGUGGUCGUCCGCGGCUUGGUGUCCGGGGAGCUCCUGGAUCGGGCGCGGGAAGCCGCGGCCGCCUUGGAGGACCGUAAAAUCGACGCUUCCCGACCGACAUUUUAUUCUGGAUUCGGGUGGUACCUGUGGGAAAAGGCGCCCGUGUUUCGCGAGCUGGCGGUGUCGUCGGCGAUGACGGCGGCCGCGGCGCAGCUCACGCCGUAG